UGGACUCAUCAUCACCUAAAAAGCUUAAGUUAAUGGAAAAAAAGAUCCCAAUUUUCAUUGACCUUUCUCUAUCAUCACUCUCCUUCUUCUCAUACCCAUAUAAAUAAAUAUUAUAUCUAUCUACGAAACCUUCUUUUUCCUCCUAUUUAGCAGAUCUCAGAUUCAUACUUCAUUUUCUGCCUCUCUUAAUUGCUUUUUUUUUUUUGUGUUGAAAGAAAAAACACGGACAAAAAAGCAACAAACUCAGCAGUCAAAAAGAUAUCCGAAAAAUUUUCAGUUUUGAUUUGAGAACCACUCUUAGUACAUUGCUAUAUUUCCGCUACUUUACAAAAAAUUCCUUAGUGAUUUCAAUUUUUUUUUUGUCAUUCACAAAAACCAAAAAAAAAUUGUUUCACUUUGACUGAAACUUUUUAUUUUUUAUUUUAUUUUAUUAUUAUUAUUUAUUUAUUUAUUUUUACCAUGGUUUAGCAAUUAGCAUAGUGGUUGGUUUAAAAUCUGAUUGUGAAUUCAAAAGGGUACCUUAAAGUUUGUUUGUUGUUGUUGGUUUUUUGUGUGUGUUGAAAAUGGUGCAUAAGAGAAAGAAGGAAGAAACAACAGAAUCAAAAAACAUGAACAAAAGUUCAGAUUUUCCAGAUGAGGUGUUGGAACGUGUACUUGGCAUGGUGAAAUCACAUAAAGACAGAAGUUCAGUUUCAUUGGUUUGCAAAGAGUGGUACAACGCUGAAAGAUGGUCAAGGAGGAAUGUGUUCAUUGGAAACUGUUAUGCUGUGACACCUGAGAUCUUAACUCGUAGAUUUCCAAACAUAAGAAGUGUUACACUCAAAGGGAAACCUCGUUUCUCUGAUUUUAAUUUGGUUCCUGCUAAUUGGGGUGCUGAUAUUCUACCUUGGUUGAUUGUUUUUGCUCACAAAUAUCCUUUUCUUGAGGAGUUGAAGCUUAAGAGAAUGACUGUUACUGAUGAGAGUUUAGAGUUUUUGUCUCUUUCAUUUCACAAUUUCAAAGCUCUUUCUCUUUUGAGUUGUGAUGGAUUUAGCACUGAUGGCUUGGCUGCUGUUGCUACUAAUUGCAAGAAUUUAACUGAGCUUGACAUACAAGAGAAUGGUAUCGAUGACAAAAGCGGUAAUUGGUUGAGUUGCUUCCCAGAAACCUUUACAUCAUUGGAAGUAUUGAACUUUGCCAACCUAAACAACGAUGUGAACAUCGAUGUACUUGAGAAGCUUGUCAGUAGGUGCAAAUCAUUAAAGACUUUGAAAGUUAACAAAAGCAUAACACCGGAACAUUUACAAAGACUUCUCGUUCGCGCUCCUCAGGUAUGCGAGCUUGGUUGCGGCUCAUUUUAUCAACAGUUGACAUGUCAGCAGUCUGCAGAGCUUGAAAGCGCAUUCAACAAUUGUAAAAGUCUUUACUCCCUUUCUGGUUUAUGGGCGGCUUCUGGACAACACAUCCCAGUUCUGUACCCUGCAUGCGCAAAUCUGACUUUCAUGAAUUUUAGUUAUGCUCUUAUUGACAGUGAUGAUUUUGCUAAGAUUCUUGUUCACUGUCCAAAUCUUCGACGCCUCUGGGUUGUGGACACUGUUGAAGACAAGGGACUUGAAGCUGUUGGAUCAUACUGUCCAUUGCUUGAGGAACUACGUGUUUUUCCCGCAGAUCCAUUUGAGGAAGGCGUUGCGCACGGUGUUACGGAAGCAGGGUUUGUUGCUGUCUCUGAAGGUUGCCCGAAGCUUCACUACGUCCUCUACUUUUGCCGUCAGAUGACCAAUGCUGCUGUUACUACUGUUGCACAAAACUGUCCUGAUUUCACUCAUUUCCGCCUCUGCAUCAUGAACCCUGGUCAGGCAGAUUACCUGACAGAUGAACCUAUGGACGAAGCCUUCGGAGCAGUUGUUAGGAACUGCCCUAGACUCCAGAGGCUUGCUGUAUCAGGUCUUCUGACUGACCUCACAUUUGAGUAUAUAGGCAAGUAUGCAAAAAACUUGGAAACGCUUUCGGUGGCUUUUGCCGGAAACAGUGAUUGGGGGAUGCAGUGUGUUCUAGAUGGAUGUCCAAAGCUGAGAAAACUCGAGAUAAGGGACUGUCCAUUUGGCAAUGCAGCACUUUUGUCGUGUAUGGGGAAGUAUGAGUCGAUGAGGUCGCUUUGGAUGUCAGAUUGCAACGUGACGAUGAAUGGAUGUAGAUUGUUGGCACAAGAAAGGCCUUGGUUGAAUGUUGAAGUGAUUAAGGAAGAUGGAAGCGAUGCUAGUGAGGCUGAAAGACUUUAUGUUUAUCGUUCUCUUGUCGGGCCAAGAAAGGAUGCACCUCCAUUUGUUCUCACUCUCUAAACUGCCUUUUUAGUCCUACUUUGAAGCUCAAAAAUGUCCUUGCCUUAUACUGCAUAUGGCAAAGCAUGCAUAGUGAUAAUGAAGCUUCAAUUAUAUGGAAGGUAGAAAGAAGAAAGAUGGGGGAUUUUGCAAGAUUGAAACUUCAAUCAUGUAUCAAAUACUUGAAAUGUAGCCAUAGAUUGUUGAUGUCUUGGUACAUCAAUGCUAAGGAUAAGAAAGGCCAGCAAGAGAGACACAAUAAUAAAGUAAUCUUUUUGACAUCAAAUAAUUGCAAUGAACUUGCCUUCUUUAGACCAGCUGGGCCCACAAAAUGUGAGCAAUAAUUGUGACCAAUGUAUCCAAAUUAAAUGACCUGAUUUUUUUUGGUAUUUGAUUAGAGGCAAUAAGUUAUUUAAUUUUCAGGGGAUCAUGCUAGAAGAAUUUGAUGGAUGUACUUGCUUUAGCAAAGACAUGUAUACUGUGCUUAUGGAUAUCUUUGGCCUUUUUGUUUGCAUGCUCAAGACAUUUUGUUUGUUGUGUUGAAAUAUGAAUUCAGUAAAAGGCACCUUUCCUUUUUUA
Messenger RNA from Cicer arietinum (chickpea), 2876 nucleotides. RefSeq names its product protein AUXIN SIGNALING F-BOX 2-like. Gene Ontology annotation, molecular function: protein binding. The record is from RefSeq and is a predicted model, not a curated record. Gene Ontology annotation, cellular component: SCF ubiquitin ligase complex. Lineage: Eukaryota; Viridiplantae; Streptophyta; Magnoliopsida; Fabales; Fabaceae. Gene Ontology annotation, biological process: SCF-dependent proteasomal ubiquitin-dependent protein catabolic process.